Messenger RNA from Plenodomus lingam JN3, 192 nucleotides. NCBI's taxonomy places the organism in Eukaryota, Fungi, Ascomycota, Dothideomycetes, Pleosporales, Leptosphaeriaceae. The record is from RefSeq and is a predicted model, not a curated record.
AUGAACUUCCUCUUCGUGUCCCUAAACCUCCUCGGCCUCGCCAAGGCCUCCAUCUACGAAGACUGGCACCCCGCCGGCCCCAACGACGUCCGCUCCCCCUGCCCAGCCCUCAACUCCCUCGCAAACGUACAUAUCCCACACACUCCCCCGAUCUCCAAUUCGCCGAAAUGGCGGCCACGAAUUGUUCGGUGA